Molecule: messenger RNA, 5221 nt
Organism: Dryobates pubescens (Downy woodpecker)
Lineage: Eukaryota; Metazoa; Chordata; Aves; Piciformes; Picidae
Gene: SPATA13
Product: spermatogenesis associated 13
Exons: 13
Coding region: 175-4230 (1351 amino acids)
Molecular function (GO): guanyl-nucleotide exchange factor activity; protein binding
Source: RefSeq, a predicted model, not a curated record
UGGGAAAAGCUGGACCCUUACAGCUGUUUCAGGCUUCAGCUUAGAUCAUAAUGUUAUGGGUUUACUGAAUGUAUAGCGCAGUGUGACAGGAGCCUGGCAGCAUGUACACAAGUGAGCAGUGUGACGGUCACUGAAGAUUUCUACCCUGGGUCUGAGGCCACCGGAAUACAAACCAUGUUUCGUGUCACCUUCAAUGUAGUGACAGAGAAAGUUACCUUCACCUUGGCAGCCUGCCCCUCCGUCACAUGGAAGGCAGUGCAGCCUGAGGAGCUCAGCCUACCCAGUCGAUGUGAAAGCAAGACAAACCCAGGUGCAGCAAAUGAAGGGGAGGCAGCGAGCUCAGCUGUUGGGGAUAGUGGUGUUGCUUUGAGCUACCCCAGCCUCCAUCUCCAUGCAUGCAGCAUCGAGAACAUGACAACGUUUCCAAAUGGCUGUGGAAACGGCACCACUGUUACUUGCAUAGUUAUGGAUAAUAAAGAGCCCCGAACCCAGACUACUUAUGUCAGUCAUAAUGGUGGAUACAGUACUAGUGACACUCAUGAGGAGGAAAUUCAUGAGGAUAAACUCAGCCCUUCCAAAAUCAUGCGCUUUUUCACCACCCCUCGGAAACGGGCUAAUUCCAGCUCUGACAGGCCUCGUUCUCUGGUUUUGAUGGGCAACUCAUCCACGUGGAAUGCUUUGUCUUCCAUCCGAAAAAUGGGAUCUUUCAAGAAGCUGAAAUCUUCAGUUCUCCAAGGAAUUCAAACAAGGGAAUGCUCAGACAUCUUAAAUGAGAAUGGUGUAGGCAAACCUGGUUCAAAUGGGGCCAUGAUGCGAGUAGAGUCUAACCGGUAUUCCUAUUCGGGGCCUCUACACGAUUUCCAGAAUGCAGUGGAUGGCUUAGCUUCUGACUGCUCCGACGCAGAGGAUAGUGAUGAGUCUUUCCUGAGGAAUACUCAUCGCUCACGCAGCAUCAGGCGGGCUUAUGGUGCUGGCCGCAUAAACUUGGUAGACACGGAUAAAGCUCAGAGUCAUCACAACUGUACCAGGCCAACAUCACCUGUCAUCGCCGAGGCAAAGAUCUGUGAAAUUUUGGUGAAAGACUCUGAAAACAACAGGAUCAUUUACCGGAGGAGCAAAAGUUCAGAUAAUUUGAACUUCCUGAAAAAAAGCUCCUUCAAACGGAAGUCCACCUCAAACCUCACUGACCUCAAGGUUGCAAAUGAUAAACAAAUACCGACACGAACUGUGAGUGUUACUUCAGCUGACUCAGCCAAAACCAGUGGGAAUCCUGAGAGGAGAUCCAAGCGAUGGAAGAGCCCUAUCAGGGCAAAGGAUUUCGACCGAGUUUUGAAACUUGUCGGUAAUGUUGCAGAUGCUGCAUGGAAGAAGGAUAGCCCUAAGGCCACAGCUCCUGCUCCCAGUGAUCAGUCCCAGAGAACAAGGUCAAACAGCAGACUGCAUGAUGACUACUCCCGCAGGGUUUCCAGCAGCACGGAUCAUGACAGAAAGAGAUGCACCUCCCCGGUAUCUAGUCCAGACUCUUCCUUGCCAGGAACACCUUGUCUGCAGAGCUCCUCAGUUGCUCAGGAUAAAGAGGCUGAAAUGAAUGUAGCCGUUGCUGAAGACAAAAGCCUCAGGACGUCAUCAGGUAUCCCAGACUCUGAUAGCUUAUCACCCACGCUGAAUGACAUUAGUCCGUUUCCCAAUGAAGUGUUUUAUUCGGACUCAGAUGAACCAAAAUCUACUCAGCAGUUUCCAUAUGAAGCUGAACACCCUCAUGUUCCUGUCAGACCAACUACUCCAAAGCCUCAAAGUCCCACUGCAGAGAAGGUAAAGUGCAAUAUGAAUUUCCAGUGUCCAAACCAUCACAGCACAUUGUCACUGAGCUCAUCAGAGAGCGACGAGAGAGUUGAAGUACUGGGGAUGAAGCUGGGCAGGAAUCCUGUUUGCUUCCAGGACUCAGUGCAAACUGUGUAUUAUGAUGAUGGAAAUGAAGACAGUGGCAUAAGCAGCCACUCUCAACUGAGCCUCAAUUUAGCCUCUGGUGCUGAAGAGAAAAAGGAAGAGGUUGUUUCUGAUGACCACUGGAAGAGGUCCCCAUCCCAGGAUGAAGAAAAGGCAGACACACAAAAGAUCAUACCCAGGAGAUGGGGCUCUGGAAGAAGAUCUCGUCCCAGACCUCUCUCAGACUACGGUCAAAUGUCAGUUAGAAGUUUAUCUAUACCAGAAGAUUCUGUUGCGGUGGAGUCUCCGACAGACUGCAUGGAUGGAGAAAAUCAGCCAGGACUGGCUUCCUUUGAGCCUGUGACACAAAGCAACACAGUAGGCUACCACAGAGGGAGAAAAAGAAGACCCAUCUCUGUAAUAGGUGGGGUAAAUUUCUAUGGAAGCGGUCCGGCAGAAGAGAUAGAAGGUCUGCUGACACAACCUGCAACACGGCCACCUGUUCCAGCACACCAGGUACCCCCUUACAAAGCUGUGUCCGCCAGGUUCCGGCCGCUCACCUUUUCACAAAGUACCCCCAUUGGCCUGGACCGGGUUGGACGAAGGCGGCAGAUGAGAACAUCGAAUGUUGCUGCAGAUGGUGGGACUGAAUCUUCAGCCUUAGUGGAUGAUAAUGGCAGUGAGGAAGAUUACAGUUACGAGGAGCUCUGCCAAGCCACUCCCAGGUACCUGCAGCCUGGAGGGGAACAGCUAGCAAUUAAUGAGCUGAUCAGCGAUGGCAGCAUUGUCUAUGCAGAAGCUCUCUGGGACCAUGUGACUAUGGAUGAUCAAGAGCUGGGCUUCAAAGCUGGAGAUGUCAUUAGAGUUCUAGAAGCUUCCAACAAAGACUGGUGGUGGGGAAGAAAUGAAGACAAGGAAGCCUGGUUUCCAGCUAGCUUUGUCAGGCUGCGAGUUAAUCAGGAAGAAGUGCCAGAAAAUUGUAAUAGUAUCCAGGAUGAAGAACAAGAUGCAGAUAUUAGCAAGCAUCGUCAGAAAAUAGCUGAAAACAAGGACCAGAUGAGAACCAAUGUUAUACAGGAAAUUAUGAACACAGAACGAGUCUAUAUCAAGCACCUCAAGGACAUCUGUGAGGGUUAUAUUCGUCAGUGUCGCAAACACACAGGAAUGUUCACCACAGCUCAGCUAAGCACCAUCUUUGGAAAUAUUGAAGAUAUUUACAAGUUCCAAAGGAAGUUUCUGAAGGAUCUUGAGAAACAGUACAACAAAGAGGAACCUCACCUAAGUGAAAUAGGGUCAUGUUUUCUUCAACAUCAAGAAGGCUUUGCUAUUUAUUCAGAGUACUGCAACAAUCAUCCCAGUGCCUGCAUUGAGCUUUCCAGACUAAUGAAGCAGGGCAAAUACCGUCACUUCUUUGAGGCCUGUCGCCUGCUUCAGCAGAUGAUUGACAUUGCCAUUGAUGGUUUUCUUCUCACGCCCGUUCAGAAAAUCUGCAAGUACCCUCUGCAGCUUGCAGAAUUGCUCAAAUACACCACUCAGGAGCACAGUGAUUACAACAAUAUAAAAGCUGCAUAUGAGGCUAUGAAGAAUGUAGCAUGCCUGAUCAAUGAGCGAAAACGAAGACUAGAAAGCAUAGACAAGAUUGCACGUUGGCAAGUCUCUAUCGUGGACUGGGAGGGGCCAGAUGUGUUAGCCCGAAGCUCAGAACUGAUCCAUUCAGGAGAACUGACCAAAAUAUCAAAGCAAGGCAAAAGCCAGCAGAGGACUUUCUUCCUUUUUGACCAUCAGCUUGUGUUCUGCAAGAAGGACUUACUGAGGAGGGACAUCUUGUAUUAUAAAGAUCGUAUUGACAUGGAUGAGAUGGAAAUUGUGGACACUGAAGAUGGCAGAGACAAGGACUUUAACAUUAAUAUCAAGAAUGCUUUUAAGAUAAUAAACAGAGCAACAGAAGAGAUUCAUUUAUUCUGUGCAAAAAAGCAGGAGGAUAAAAAGAGAUGGAUGGAGGCAUGUGAAAGUGAAAGAAGAAGAGUUCAGGAAGAUAAGGAGAUGGGAAUGGAAAUCUCAGAAAGCCAGAAGAAACAAGCCAUGCAGAAUGCCCGUAAGUCAAGGCAUGGAAAAAUGAAAGGUGUCAGCUAUAAUGGGUGCCCCGUGCCUCCUCCACACCAAAGCCUCCAUCCUAUUCAUCAGCGCCACAUCACUGUGCCUACCAGCAUCCCGCAGCAGCAGGUUUUUGCCUUGGCAGAACCCAAGAGGAAGCCAUCCCUCUUCUGGCAUACCUUCAACAAACUCACCCCCUUUAAAAAGUGAGAGGCCAAGGACCUGGAAAGGACAUUGUCAUGGAGGGAUACUUGCUCCAGGGGAAGACCUUGGAGAUAUGGUUAAGCUUAUUCGAGCUCAGUGAAUCUCCAGUUUUGGAGGGAAAACCUUGGGCUCCCUUGAGCCAGAAAUAGCACCUUUGUCCAGAAGAAUGAAUUUCCUUAAGACUGCUCUGAAGUCAAUGUUGUCAGCAUUGCUGAUGAAGAGCAGUCUUCCUUCUGACAAAGACAGCUUGCUGUUACUCUGAAGCAGCAGUGUUUCUUCUCUGUUUCUUAGUUAUGUUGAAGUAGUGAUGGAGUCAUGCAGGUCAUUGUAACAUUUCAUUUUUCUUAACCUUAUAUUGAUGGCCAAAUUUAAGGUAGGGAGGAAUUUUUCCUAAGGGGGUGUAUGAGCAAGGAAUCUUAGGAGACUUUUCUCCUUCCUUUCGGAGCACUGAGCAGAGAUCAUCCAUUCCAUUAAAACCAGGUGGAGACAUGUGAUUAACCAGGUGCUGCGGAAUGUAGUGGACCCUAAUCCUUCCUGUUGUCUUCUAUUGAAUUGCCAAAUGGCAGAACAUCCCACAAGGCCUUAUCAUAUUCCAGAUUGGAACAGGGAAGUUUUAUUCUGUCAUGUAGAAACAUGAACAGAGUGUGAAAUGGACUGUAAAGAUCUGUGCAUUUAUUGCACACAGGUGGAAAUGAAGAGCCCAGGGCAUCUCAGAUUGAUUACUCUGUCACAGCAAUAUACCGCAUGCAUGUAUGCUCUUCUGUAUAGAGCUUUUAUAUCACCUUUUGCGCACUUCUUUGCCUGAGAGAUGCUUCUUUAUAUUUCCAGUAUGCUUAUUGCUCUUGUGUAAAAUGUACUUUAUUCCCCUUUUUUUUAUUAUCUGACAGAGAUAAUGUGAAUGUACAAAGUCAGAGUUGAGGCAGUACAUGCUGACUGCUGGCUAUGUUACAUAGUUCUCACACUUGUAUUCAUGUAGUUUGGCGUAGGAAAUGGAUGA